Messenger RNA from Populus euphratica (Euphrates poplar), 709 nucleotides. RefSeq lists its product as uncharacterized. The coding region runs from base 135 to 524 and encodes 129 amino acids. The record is from RefSeq and is a predicted model, not a curated record. NCBI's taxonomy places the organism in Eukaryota, Viridiplantae, Streptophyta, Magnoliopsida, Malpighiales, Salicaceae. The transcript is spliced from 2 exons.
CUGCUUUAUAUUUCUUCUUGUUCUGUAAACCCUUCGAGGGUUGAGAUUGCUUUUUCACCUCUUGAUUCUCUAAUCAAAAGCACGAACAAACUCAUAAUCACUGCAAAGGCGCGUCUGCCCAUUCCAUUGUACUUAUGGCUUAUGUGGAUGAUGAUGGUUCGUCGGGCUCUGGAGAUGAUGUCAACAUGCUGGAUGGACACAGCAAGCGUCAAUCUGUGACGCCAGGAGGUUCUGGUCGUGGGAAGAGGAGUCGUAAGGCUACUGGUGAUGCCAUUGUGGAUGCUAUGCUGGAAAUUGCUGCUGCUUCUAAAAUGAGGGCAGCUGCUAUUAUGAAGAAUGAGGAUCGGUUUUCUAUAUGCAAAUGCAUCAAGGUAUUGGAUGAGAUGCAAGGUGUUGAUCAACGGAUUUACUUUCUUGCCUUGGAUUUAUUUGAGAACCCCAAUGCCAGGGAGAUAUUUAUCUCACUAAAGAGUGAGAAAAGGUUACCAUGGUUGCAGGGAAAAUGUAACGCGACCCCUAGCUGAAUUAGUUUUGAUUGACUCUUUUAGUAGUGUAUUUUUCCUAGUCACUGAUAAUGGUUAUGCUUUGUAUGUAGAAAGUACUCAAGAAACCCCAUGCAGCUGUAACUAGUUUGACUAUUAAUGGCUGUUUUGCAAGUUUAAUGAUCUUAAAUGAUAGAGAGCACUGUGACUUUCCAUUGUUUGGUUAA